Messenger RNA from Adelges cooleyi (spruce gall adelgid), 2003 nucleotides. RefSeq lists its product as uncharacterized. The coding region runs from base 386 to 1456 and encodes 356 amino acids. The record is from RefSeq and is a predicted model, not a curated record. The transcript is spliced from 6 exons. Lineage: Eukaryota; Metazoa; Arthropoda; Insecta; Hemiptera; Adelgidae.
AUCGCGCGUGGCCGUCGUCCGGUCGUGUCGAUGAGUUUUGUGUGCGCGUGCGCUGGCCGUUGACCGUUUGGGCCAUGUGACAUUUCGAAUUUUCCGACCGCCGACGCCGUUGUUAUUCAAUUUUUAUUUAUACACGGAAGUGCGUACGCUGUGCACGGUUAUUUUUAUACAUUUUUUCCAGCAAAACCUAAGCAGGCGGUCCAGCUCCGGUUGCGCCACUGGACACAUCCCGCGCCGCCGCCGUUGGCCUAUUUUCAACAAAAAAAAACAACCGACGUAAAUAGACAAAACCCCUGAUAAAGGUCAGUAGCCUUUUACCGGUGUCCGGCGGCGGUCGACCGGUAGACAUCAACAGUUUGUGUCCGCUUCGUUACUUUGGCGGGCGAUGGAAAGGAGUGCUUACCUGUCCGGAUCGUUCGACGGCCUGUCCGGCGGCACCGGACACCACUAUUUCAAAAGUUCCUUCGCCAAAUCCAUGGCGUUGGAAACGACCAAGUCGCUAAACUUCGAUUUGGACGUGGUCGGCAACAGUGAUAAAAAGAUGAACCAAAAAUGUCCACAGAGGUCAAACAAUCGUCGAUGUAGCGAUAGCGACGGAUCAUUUGAGUUCAUCAAAAACGAAUACAAAAACUUACAAAAACUGUACGAAGACUUGAGUGCCAAAUACGACAGACUCAAGCGGAAAGAAGAAGAAGAAGCCAACAAACAACAACGUCAGGACGAGGAGGAAGCGCCUUGCAUCGAGCUAACGUUGGCAAAGUCCCAAGUAGAAACGCUGCAGUGGCAACUGAAGCAGGUCGAUGCCAGCAAUCAAAUGUACAAAGCCGUUCUGGAGCAAGUGUCGAAGUUUUUGGAAAAAGCUCACACGUCCCUAAACACGGCGGUAAUACUGCCCAACCGACCCAAUCUACCUAUAAAAAAUAGGAGACCGUCGUUGAAGAGCAGUCAGGAAGAAUACACCGAAAAGUUAUCCUCGGAGGCGUAUAGACUUCACCGUACCGUUCAAUCCAUAAUCCAGACCAAAGAACCAGACCUAGUCCAACAUCUCCAACCCUACUACAAUAAUGUAUUUGACAAAAAUAGCAAUUCCUCGAUAUGCAGUUGCGAUUCGUUGCCGGCCGUUUGUAACGGCGUGAAAUGCCUAGAGGUGUCCAGCGGUAGUUCUAAUCAAAGUGAAGCCUCCACCAAAGGGUCUGAUUUCUACAAAAAGGACACGGCCAAACAAAAGUCCAGGCCGGCCGUGGUCGAGGACGAAAGCGGCUUCUCGUCGAUAAGUUCACACGACAACAACAACUCUCCCACUUAUCCCGAACUUGGGUUGCCCACUGGCCGCAUACCCAUCGACAAGUUUACCAGACGUUGGUCGAGCGUGUCCAGCACACCUAUCAACCAAUCGUUCAACUAUCACACGACCGCUUCAAACACUUCGACGCCCAUAAAAGUCUGUUGGGUAUAAAAAAACCAGAUUUAAAACGAAUAAAUAUUUGUUUUAAAUGUUUAUAAAAAAUUAAAUGGUAUAUAUAUAUAUACUACUAAUAAAUUAUAAGCAAAUGUUAAUAUAUAUAUAUAUCGCGAAAGACUUAAGUAUUCGGUAACUUAUUUUAUUAUAUUUAUUGUUUUGUUGUUUUUUUUUUUAUUAAUUCAUAAAUUUACUUGAAUCCUUUAUUAUGUUUUGUAUUUAUUUACAUAUAAUAUUAAUACUUCUAUAAGAUGAUCAAUAAAACGUCGUGACAUUAUCGGACAGUGAUUUUAUGCGACCACUUGUGGGUGGCAAUUGAACUGCCACUGAUGUCUUUUAGUUUUUUGUUUUCAUUUUUCCUUUUUUUAUAUAGACAUACUUAUACAUAUUUUUUUAUUGUUACUUUCUUCACUGCGUGUUGCUUGAUAAAACAAAAUUAUUAUAAUACCAAUGAGCAUUCAGAACUAAUCCGAUGUACAAUAUUAUAAUAUUUUCUCGUUUAUCUUAUAUAUAUAUAUAUAUAUUUUGUGCACACGAUUUGUAU